Arabidopsis thaliana (thale cress) is the source of this 2099-nucleotide messenger RNA. Its product is annotated as Pentatricopeptide repeat (PPR-like) superfamily protein. The coding region runs from base 142 to 1725 and encodes 527 amino acids. The transcript has a single exon. NCBI's taxonomy places the organism in Eukaryota, Viridiplantae, Streptophyta, Magnoliopsida, Brassicales, Brassicaceae. The record is from RefSeq and is marked reviewed. Gene Ontology annotation, cellular component: mitochondrion.
AUUUCAUCUUCUUCGUAUCUUCCAAGUAAACGAAAAUUAGGCUUCUUAAAUACAACGACCUUCGAUCUCAUCCAAACUUUUUUGUAGCUUUUGUAGUAAAUCGAUCAACGGCAUAAUCAAUUUCGUCUGGGAUUUGCGUUAAUGGCGAUGAGAUUUUUUCAACUUCACCGAAAUCGUCUUGUGAAAGGUAAUUCUGGAAAAGCUCUCUCCUUUAGCCGCCUUUUAGAUCUUAGUUUCUGGGUUCGAGCUUUUUGUAAUUACCGAGAGAUUUUGAGAAAUGGUCUUCACUCUCUUCAGUUUAAUGAAGCUCUCGAUUUGUUCACUCACAUGGUUGAGUCUCGUCCUCUUCCUUCAAUUAUCGAUUUCACUAAGUUAUUGAAUGUUAUUGCCAAAAUGAAGAAGUUUGAUGUUGUGAUCAAUCUCUGCGACCAUCUGCAGAUAAUGGGAGUUUCACAUGAUCUCUAUACUUGCAAUCUUUUGAUGAAUUGUUUCUGCCAAUCUUCUCAGCCUUAUCUUGCCUCAUCUUUUCUUGGGAAGAUGAUGAAACUUGGUUUUGAGCCUGAUAUUGUCACGUUUACUUCUCUGAUCAAUGGGUUCUGUCUCGGGAAUAGAAUGGAGGAGGCUAUGUCUAUGGUGAAUCAGAUGGUGGAGAUGGGGAUUAAACCUGAUGUUGUAAUGUAUACAACAAUCAUUGAUAGUCUUUGCAAAAACGGGCAUGUGAAUUACGCGUUGAGCCUUUUCGAUCAAAUGGAAAACUACGGGAUUAGACCGGAUGUUGUUAUGUACACCUCUCUCGUGAACGGUCUUUGUAACUCUGGUAGAUGGAGAGAUGCUGAUUCAUUGCUGAGGGGUAUGACGAAGAGGAAAAUCAAACCUGAUGUAAUCACUUUCAAUGCAUUGAUCGAUGCGUUUGUGAAAGAAGGAAAGUUUUUGGAUGCUGAAGAAUUGUACAAUGAGAUGAUUCGUAUGUCUAUAGCUCCUAAUAUUUUCACCUAUACUUCAUUGAUCAAUGGGUUUUGCAUGGAAGGUUGUGUAGAUGAGGCCAGACAAAUGUUUUAUUUGAUGGAAACCAAGGGUUGUUUUCCAGAUGUAGUGGCUUAUACUUCUCUCAUAAACGGGUUUUGCAAGUGUAAGAAGGUAGAUGAUGCGAUGAAAAUCUUCUACGAGAUGUCCCAAAAAGGAUUGACUGGGAACACUAUCACUUACACUACUCUUAUCCAAGGUUUUGGUCAAGUGGGCAAACCUAAUGUCGCCCAAGAAGUUUUUAGUCAUAUGGUUUCUCGUGGCGUGCCUCCCAAUAUUAGGACCUAUAAUGUUUUGUUACAUUGUCUAUGUUAUAACGGGAAGGUAAAGAAAGCGUUGAUGAUAUUUGAGGAUAUGCAAAAGAGAGAAAUGGAUGGUGUCGCUCCCAAUAUUUGGACUUACAACGUCUUGUUACAUGGUCUAUGUUAUAAUGGGAAGCUAGAGAAAGCCUUGAUGGUAUUCGAGGAUAUGCGAAAGAGAGAGAUGGAUAUUGGAAUUAUUACAUAUACCAUCAUCAUUCAAGGGAUGUGCAAGGCUGGUAAAGUGAAAAAUGCUGUUAAUUUAUUUUGUAGCCUUCCUUCAAAAGGAGUGAAGCCUAAUGUUGUAACAUAUACUACAAUGAUAUCAGGAUUGUUUAGGGAAGGGUUAAAGCAUGAAGCUCAUGUGUUGUUUAGGAAAAUGAAAGAAGAUGGGGUUUCAUAAUUAGGUGACACCAUAGCAUAACUGAUCAUAGUGUUGAGGAUUCUCUGAUGAUGCUUCUUCAACUUACAGAGAAUGAUGGUGUAGUAGCAGUUUACACGGUCUUUGCGAAGCGAGGGUUUCGUGAAGCUGUGAGGUUGUUUUGUUAGUGAAAAUGAAGAAUGACUAAUUGAAUAGUGUUUAUUCCAGACAGUGUAUUGAACAAAAAGACUUCGUAAAGAAUGUGCAGAGAAGCAAAUGAGUUGGUAGACCACAAUUUGUAAGUUACAAAUUCAUAAGUUAUUGAACAGUAUAGGUUCCUUUAGACAGUGCACAAAGAUUGAACUGUAUUACGUAACGACAAAUUUAAGUAUAUUUUGGAGACAUGCAACCGAGAA